GUAGUGCACGGACUCCGGCGGACCCCUCCAAAAUUCCCCAAAUUAAACCCUCGCUCGCCGCCCUCCUCCGCCUCCGGCGUCACCUCGCCGGCACGCCGUGACCCACCAUGUCCAUGGACGACUGCUUCAUCCCGCUCCCCUCCCCACUCCAUGACCGCUGGCGGUGCGGCUCUCACCCCUGCCUCUCCCAGCUAGAUCUGGACGACCGCGCGGCCGCCGGUUCUGCCUCGCAUGGCGUCCCCAGGCGCAUCCUGCGGAGCCCUAACCGCCCACUCGCCGUCCCCCCGAGGCGCCCCCCUCCUCCCCUCGACCCGCUGCCUAAGUACAAGGGGGGUUCGCUGCAUGCCUUCCCAGAGGAGGAGCCAAAGCAACACCAAGUCGCAGUUUCACGCGCCGCUUCAAAGGGGAGAUAUGCAAGGUUUAAAGAGAAUUUGAAUGCCAAGCCACAGGAGACGAAGCAACACCACCAUCAAGUUGCUGUCUCAUGUGCCGCUUCAAAAGGGAGGAAUCGAAAUGGUUGGAUGUCCCAUGAGAGGAGCACUCCUGAAGGUAUCAAUAUGGAGGAACAUGCUUUGAGGUUUCAGCCUCUGCCCCCAGCCAGAUGGACGGGUGACUUUGACCUGGCCUCCAUCGGAAUUCCACCUGUAAUUCGAAAGAGGAAACCUCCGGAGGUGAGGAAUGCACUCCGCGAAAGAAGAGUCGCUGCCAAGCAAAAGGAUGCGCGCUACCACGCAGAGGUGGCCCUGCGUAAAUACAACCGAGCGAACAACACCAAGUUUGAGCUGGUGGAGGUAAAAGUGAUAUCUAUAUUUUACGAGUUUGGAGGGGGCGGCGCCCAUUAUAACUUCACAGCUAAGCAGCCUGAGGACCAGCAGAAUGCUGAUGCCGACAGUACCAAGCUAUUCUUCUCUGAAGUCGACCUCUAUUUCCGGAGUGAGAAUGAUGUGAUCAUGUGUUGUAUAGUUGGAGAAAAUGAUGCAGGGCGUUGCUAUGGCUGCGAAAACCGCCAGCCUGUUGUUCACCCAAGCAGCGAAGCAUAUGGCGGUGGUAGUAGUACCUGUAUUGACUAUCCUGGUUCGGACGGCGAUAGCGACAGCGACUAGUACUCGAACCCUGGAGGCUAGUGCUGGCUUGUGUGGCCAGUCUUCUCUGGCGAGAACAAUCAUGGCAUGGAGUUGAUCAACUUGAGAAAUGUGUCAUGUGGGAUGGAGGACCUGAGUCUCAACUGAAUGUUCUUGUGUGUUACCAAUAUCCGAUAAUGACAUUUGCUAUUGUGGUU
This is a messenger RNA of Triticum aestivum (bread wheat), 1279 nucleotides long. RefSeq lists its product as uncharacterized. The transcript is spliced from 6 exons. The record is from RefSeq and is a predicted model, not a curated record. Lineage: Eukaryota; Viridiplantae; Streptophyta; Magnoliopsida; Poales; Poaceae. The coding region runs from base 108 to 1103 and encodes 331 amino acids.